This is a messenger RNA of Prorocentrum cordatum, 495 nucleotides long. The record is from the annotation of a GenBank genome assembly. NCBI's taxonomy places the organism in Eukaryota, Dinophyceae, Prorocentrales, Prorocentraceae.
GCUGGGGACAGCCUGGAGCAGGACCUCUUCGAGCACCACCUGGCCCUCGCGCUGCUCGGCCGGCCGCUCGCCUCCGACCAGCUGUACACCCGGGCCGCGCGGCUGCGGACGCUCUGUGGUGCGGCAGGCUCUUCCUGCACUGCCGGCGCGUGGCGCUGCGGGACGCCGCGGGCGCGCCCUUCGCGGCCGAGGCGCCGCUGCCGCCGGACCUCGCCGCGGCGCUCGGGAGGCUGCGGCGGCUGCCCGGGGAAGGGGCAGAAAAGCGCCGUGUGCCGAGCAGGUCGGCCGCGCGUGAGAGUGACCCCUCGCCGCAGUGACCUCUGGUGCGGGCCCACAGGGUCUCCUCCGCAUGGGCCUGCGCGCUCGGGUUUUGCCCACCCCCCGCGGUCCCCUCGAGCCCCGCACAGAGGGUCAUUCUUGCCCAGGGCCACGUUUGCCCAGGGUCGUGACCUGUCCAGCAGUCUAGGCCUCCCAGACGGGUUCUGGGCAGACGGG